UAAUUCAAAGCCGGUAUUGUACCGACUUCCAUUGAGCUUCUGUGCUGAACAUGUUGUGCUCCUCACUGGGACUCGUCCUCUCUGGGCGAGUUUUUCUGUUUGAAUAGUUAUUGAAUAAAACCCAGGUCUGAUUUUUAAAUAAAGAGACUGGUGCAAAGACAUUUCUCCAGGAACGAAAGAGCAGGAAAAAUGAUCUAUGGUCUGAACUGAUCAUGAGGAAAAUGGAAGGUCUGGAAAACAUUUUCUUUAUUUCUUUAUUUCCAACCUCGCUUCUCUUUCAGGAAGACGCUAGUUGUGGGAAGGGAGGGGAUCUUCUUACUUUUCGGUAAUCUCCAUUAAGUUCUAAAUCUGGAGCCUUUUAGCAGCAUAUACUAAUAAUAGGGAUUUGCAUGUUCAGGGGAACUUGGGCAUAGUUAUUUAAUCAAAAUUGAUUUAAUUAAAAUUUGGGCAUUCUUUACAGUACUCCAGUUGACAGGACAUCACAACUUAGAUCCCUGUUUUGCAUGUUAGUGACUUGUCUCUGACUGCCUUACUUUUUAAUACAAUUUAGAAAGUUUGAUCUACUCCCAGCCAUGACCUUAAGUUGACAAAUAGGUUGCUGUUUAAUUCUGGUGCUUCACUGUGUUUUCAAAACCACUCUUGACUUCCAAAUUCCUUUUUAAGGAGCCUUACCAACUGAUGAUGGCGGAGAAAUUUAUUGUUGAUAGCCCAGACCUGACUUACACCAAGGAUUACAUUGAGGCAGAAUAUCCCUAUCAGACCACACAGGUCUACGAAGAGAAUGGAACUAUUAAGUGUGAUCCUGGUGAUCUCAAGUGGAAGAAUUACUGGAAAACCAGUGUGUUGCUGGGUGAGGGUGUUAAACAUUACUUAGCUGGAGUUUUCAAUUAGCAACAUACUGUUUUGGAGCAGAAUCUUAAUGCAAAGGUCAUUAUGCCUAUGCUUGACUCUUCAUUACUAUCUGUUCCCAUUUCCCAGUGGCUUAGCCCUGUCAAAAAAAAAAGGCUUAUUACAGGGGAUGAGUGUCUGAUUUCAGAAUAUGGCAGAGAGAAAAAAAAGAGCUUUUGAUCCCAACAGCUGUUUCUCUGUUGAGAGGGAAAAAGUGGCACAAAAGAAGCAAACUCAAUUUCUAAUUACACUGGACAACAAAUAUUUUUGAAAGUGUUGCUUUUUUGGUUUAUGAAGCUGAACAAAAAUAUAAUUUCUGGCUACUUGUGUAUCACGUAUGAAUUUGGAGAAACAAGAAAUUAAUUGAAAGUAAUACAUUUAAUUGUACAAUAGUACUGAAGCUUUGCAAUAGUUCAAUGAAACUAAAUGAUUAGUUGAUUAUUUUCAUUUUUCUUGCUUAAGUGCCCAACGAUCAGCCAGCAUUGAUCGAUUCCAGUUGCCCUGGUACAGUUUCUCAGUGACCGCAAUGCCCUAGUGAAACUUUUUGUCGUGUUUGACACUGACUGUGCCAAGAUUUGCAGGGAGGAAGUCUAAAUUGGAAUGCUGGAAAUUAAUUUUCAGUGUUAUGUUGCACUUCAUGGUUUUGUAUGCUUGAAGUAUGUUGUCAACCAGCUGCACGUAGUUUGGUGCUCUUAGUUGCCAAGAAAAUUUUCAAUGAUUUUUCUCAGAAUCCUUCAUGGAAAUUUACAGCCUUUCUAUAACCAGUCCUGCCCAGAGCAUCUGCCCUGCCCAAGCAUGCCAGGGCAAACACAGAAAACCUACAGCACAAUACAGGCCCUUCGGCCCACAAAGUUGUGCCAAACAUGUCCCUACCAUAGAAAUUACUAGACUUCUCCAUAGCCCUCUAUCUUUCUAAGCUCCAUGUACCUAUCUAAAAGUCCUUUAAAAGACCCUAUAGUAUCCACCUCCACCACCGUUGCAGGCAGCCCAUUCUACGCACAUAUAGAAAACUUUUUAGCUUGCAUUGUGGGCAAUGUUUUAAUUAACUUGGAUUAUAAAUUGAAAUAACAAAUGUGUAGGAUUUUUUAAAAAUGGUCUCUGAUAGGGAAAUUUCAUAGUGGUUUUUUCCAUGAUUAGCAGCAUAAAAUUCAUGAGGUAUAUCCAGAAGUAUUCAGGGAGCAAAGUCUUUGUUGUCCAGUGUUAUUUGAAGCAGUAAUUGCUGUAAUGGCCCAGUUUGUAAAGUUUGAGUGCAUUCCCAAUAACUCGGUUUUCUCAAUAGCAAUUGUUGCAAACUUCAUUUAUCCAUGCAGCCUUCACAUAUUGCAGCCUUGUGCAUCUGUAAAGAGUAAUUAGCUGAAAGAUUAACCAUCACCUUCUGUCAUGCUAUUUCAGAAGUUGUUUCCCAUGCUGUAGGACAGUAUAAUGGAGGCCCACCAGCCAGUCAGACCCUUCAAAAGCUUAAUUUUUAAUCUUUGACUGAAUUCACAGCAGAACAACUGUGGAAACCCUGGUUAAUACAGUAAUUAAGGUUUUACAAAAAUAAUCCAACAUGUUAAGUAUGUGUUUUGAAUAUUUUUAACUGAGCCUUUAGAAUGUACCGUGGUGCUUUAAUUCUUUUAUACAGUGAAGGAAUAGCAUGCAUGAAAUUGCUUCAUAACAGUUUUAUUUGAAUGGCCAGAUCACAGCUGCCUUUUCAUUCAAUCACUUAGGAAUGACUUCUCGGGCGUCCAUUGGUUUUGAUGGUGUAUCAGUUGCCUGUUUGAAGCAGAACCCUGAACACUGCAUCUACAAACAUGUGUUUAAUCCUUGGUGUAUGGAAGUUGUGUACAAUGUGUUAAAUUGCUUUCCUCUGAGAAGCUGGUUCCUUCCAAACUGAAUAGAUAAAGCACGUUGUUUUGAUGUUUAUCUGUUCUGCUCUCAGGUGGAUUAAAAGAUCCCACGACGCUAUUUUGAAGAAGAGCAGGGAAAUUAAUCCCGGUAUCCAGGUCAAUAUUUAUCCCUCAACAAAUGCCUUUUUAUAAAAAGUUAUCUGGUCAUUAUUGAAUACUGGCACUUGUUGUAUUAACUAUAUUACAUCAGCGAAUACACGCUUUUUAAAAAAAAGUUCAUUGGUUAUAUGCACUUUGUAAAUGUACUGAGAUCAUAAAAGAUGCAGUAUAAUUGCAAGCCUUUUGUGUUAUUUCCAAACAGGAAAAUAUAAAUAAAUUCCCAUAUUGGUCAGUCCCAAAACCAUUAUAGGUUACUACGUUUUAUUUGAAAACAAAGACCAUUGCUUCCUCCGUCAGAAGAUUCCAGUUAGAUUAUGAGCUGUCUUUCAGUGAUCUAAAUUCUGGAUCCAUUCAAACAGAAAAUGUUCAGUAGUGAACAGCUACUUGGAGCAACCUGAAUGCCAGUAUUUCUUCUCCUUAAUCUGCAAACCAAAUAUGGUUGUUUUAUUUUCCUGUUGUACUUUGGCUACGUUUAACUUAUUAAGCACAUGUCCUGUUGUGGUUAAUGCUGCUUGUGACAUUUCUAGGUAAAAUAAAGUCGUUUGAUCCCGAGCGUUAAGGUGACAGAUCAUAAAUCGUGUCUGACUAUGUUUUGGUAGCAAUGGGUGAGAUUUUUUCUGCAAUAUUUCUAGUUUUAAGCAUUGCUAGGGAGCCCUUUUAAGAACAUUUCAAUAUUCCAUCAGUUGAAUGCAUUUUGCUAGAGAAAUAUUGUGAUUUCAUUAGCAAGUCAAAUAUAAUUUGGGUAAUACUGGUUGGGCCUGAUAAGGACUCCAUUUCAUCAAACUUUAGUUUUGUGGGUUUACAUUUUUUUUUUCUGGGUUGGUUAGAUUUCUUCCUCUUUCUUUCUGUCACAAUAUGCAGUUUUCUUUCUCUCUCAGAAUAUGCAGUUUACUUUCACACAUGUAAAGAUGUUUUGAAUCUCUUCAAUAUACCAUAGGACCUGGUUUCAUAAAGAAUCCUUUCUUGUGAGAUGUUCAUCCAGGUCUCCCUCUGCCUUGUUCUUGUACCUGCUUGAAUACAGUUCAACUUGGGAUUUCUCAAUCCCCAUUUUAGUAUUGAGUGCAUCUUCAUCCAAGGCCAUAUUUUCAUUCUUACUCAUCAAGGCAAAUAGUGGGGAAAGCUUGCGUACAGCUGCUGCACCAGCCUUGUUGUGGCUUUUAGAGUUGACUUGUCGCCAGAAGGGGCGAAUGCUGACUCUGAAAUCCAUUGCCAAAGCUUGACAAGCCUACUUGCCUUGAUGGAAAUGGAGUUUGGAUUUUAUUUUAAAUGAUCUGUUUGUGUUUGGGCUCUGACUAGGUGAAGCCAUGCUCAACCAAAUUCACCUUCCGCACGGAGAGAAAUGUGCCAAAGCUUGGCGUGAUGCUAGUUGGAUGGGGUGGUAAUAAUGGCAGCACUGUAACGGCAGCAGUUCUGGCCAACAAGUUGGGACUUCACUGGAUGACCAAAACAGGAAAGAAGGUUGCUAACUACUAUGGAUCCCUGUUUCAAGCCUCAACAGUAUGCAUCGGAGCUGGUCCUGCUGGGGAUAUCUACAUGCCUUUCAAAGACCUGUUGCCUACCGUGAAUCCAAAUGAUAUAGUUUUUGAUGGCUGGGAUAUCUCGUCAAUGAAUCUUUGUGAUGCCAUGGAGAGAGCUCAGGUCCUGGACUGGCAACUUCAAGAACAGCUGAGGCCUCACAUGAGAAAGUUCCAACCUCGGCCUUCUGUUUACCUUCCAGAAUUCAUUGCUGCUAAUCAGGGAGCACGGGCAGAUAAUGUACUUCACGGUUCCAAAAAGGAGCAGGUGGAGCAAAUUAGGAAAGAUAUCAGGGACUUCAAGGCAAAGAGCGGCGUUAACAAAGUGAUUGUUCUAUGGACAGCAAAUACGGAGCGCUUCUGUGAAGUUUCUCGUGGAGUAAAUGAUACAGCAGGAAACUUAAUGAAGACAAUUGAGUGUGGAGGAGAGGUAUCACCAUCAUCUAUGUUUGCUGUGGCCAGCAUUUUGGAGGGCUGUGCCUACAUCAAUGGUUCACCACAGAACACCUUUGUGCCAGGAGUCAUUGAUCUUGCCAUCAAACACAAGGUGUUUAUUGGGGGUGAUGACUUCAAAUCUGGCCAGACUAAAAUCAAGUCUGUUCUGGUGGAUUUUCUGGUCAGUGCUGGACUAAAGACUGUCUCAAUUGUCAGUUAUAACCAUUUGGGCAACAACGAUGGGAAGAAUCUUUCUGCCCCAGAACAGUUCAGGUCAAAGGAGAUCUCAAAGAGCAAUGUUGUAGACGACAUGGUUCAAUCCAAUCCUAUUCUGUACAGGCCAUCUGAGAAGCCAGACCAUUGUGUUGUAAUUAAAUAUGUCCCGUACGUUGGAGAUAGUAAGCGUGCAAUGGACGAGUAUACAUCUGAGAUCAUGAUGGGAGGCACCAACACCAUUGUCCUCCAUAACACUUGUGAGGAUUCCCUGCUUGCCAGUCCUCUUAUUCUGGAUCUGGUAAUCCUGACUGAGCUCUGCCAAAGGAUAACAUUCCGAACUGAAUCAGACACAGAAUUUCAAACAUUCCACAGCGUUCUCUCAAUUCUCAGCUACCUCUGCAAGGCCCCAGUGGUGCCAAAUGGAACACCAGUUGUUAAUUCUCUUUUCAGGCAAAGGACAUGUAUUGAAAAUAUUUUGAGGGCCUGUCUGGCUCUUCCUCCUCAGAACCACAUGCUCCUAGAACACAAGAUGCAAAGAAGUUUCAUGAGUACCCGGUUAAAUGACCACUCGGCAGCUCAGCCUGUACCUCACAAAACUGCAAAACUUAACAGCAUCCUCAACAAGAACCAUAUCAUAAAUGGUUAUACAAACGGCUGUGUUAAUUAACUUUACAGAUAAUAUUGAAACAUUGUCGGGUUAUUUCUGAUCAUCUAAGCUUUUGGAUAAUGGAUCAGAACUAUUCUACAUCUGUAUUUGAUGUUCUCCUUAACUAUUGUUACAUAUUACAACCAUCCAAGAUAUGGGGCUGUUUAUAAACCUAGUUUAUUGUUGGAAGUGCGGGAUAUGGGAUAUAGUUUUAAUUUUAAAUGUAUUAAUAACCCAUUUGUCUCAAGUUGUUUUCUACCAAGAGCAUGAUCUAAAGAGUUAACGAGAUGCUAGGAACUCUAAAAUAAAAUCCUUCAUCUUGA
Molecule: messenger RNA, 6010 nt
Organism: Hypanus sabinus (Atlantic stingray)
Lineage: Eukaryota; Metazoa; Chordata; Chondrichthyes; Myliobatiformes; Dasyatidae
Product: inositol-3-phosphate synthase 1-B-like
Exons: 10
Coding region: 4236-5708 (490 amino acids)
Biological process (GO): inositol biosynthetic process; phospholipid biosynthetic process
Cellular component (GO): cytoplasm
Molecular function (GO): inositol-3-phosphate synthase activity
Source: RefSeq, a predicted model, not a curated record